UGGAGAGAAAGGAGGCGAUGGAGCCAGACAGGACUCAGAUAAAGCUUGACCCCAGGUACACGACAGAUCUUCUGGAGGUGCUAAAGACCAAUCACAGCAUCCCCUCUGUCUGCUUCUCCCAUCCCCCCACGGCAGCCCAACUCCUGAGAGCCCUAGGCCCUGUGGAAAUCGCCCUCACCAGCAUCAUGACCCUGUUUGCCCUGGGAUCAAUCGCCAUCUUCCUGGAGGAUGCUGUCUACCUGUACAAGAAUACCCUUUGCCCCAUCAAGAGGAGAACUCUGCUCUGGAGUAGUUCUGCACCCACGGUAGUGUCUGUGUUCUGCUGCUUUGGGCUCUGGAUCCCUCGUUCCCUCAUGCUCGUGGAAAUGGCCAUAACCUCGUUUUAUGCCAUAUGCUUUUACCUGCUGAUGCUGGUCAUGGUGGAAGGCUUUGGCGGAGAGCAGGCAGUCGUGAGGACACUGAAGGACACCCCGAUGAUCGUCCACACAGGCCCCUGUUGCUGCUGCUGUCUCUGCUGCCCUCAGCUCAUGCUCACCAGGAAGAAGCUGAAGCUGCUGAUGUUAGGCCCGUUCCAAUAUGCCUUCUUCAAGAUGAUGCUGGUCCUGGUGGGCCUGUUCCUCAUCCCCGAUGGCAUCUAUGAUCCAGCAGAUAUUUCUGAGACGAGCCCAGCUUUAUGGAUCAACACUUUCCUCGGUGUGUCCACACUGUUGGCUCUCUGGGCCCUGGGAAUCCUUUUCCGUCAAGCCAAGCUGCACCUGGGUGAGCAGAACAUAGGAUCCAAAUUUGCUAUGUUCCAGGUGCUCCUCAUCCUGACAGCCUUGCAGCCCUCCAUUUUCUCAGUCUUGGCCAAUGGUGGCCAGAUCGCUUGUUCGCCUCCCUUUUCCUCUAAAGCCAGAUCUCAAGUGAUGAACUGCCACCUCCUCAUACUGGAGACUUUUCUGAUGACUGUGCUAACACGAAUGUACUACCGAAGGAAAGACCACAAGGUUGGAUAUGAAAUUUCUUCUUCUCCAGACUUGGACAUGAACCUCAAAGCUUAAUGUGGAAUGGCUUGGACAAUGAAAGAGAUACUAUACUCAGGAGAAUACAAGGUUUCUUCACGUCCUUCAACCUGAACAAAUGGAGUUUUUCCACUGUCAACACAGACUGGCAGAUUACAUUUGACAAUAAAGAAGGUGAACUCUGCAGUAGGAUGAAAUUGUUUUGGACCUUGCCUGAGGAAGGUGUUUCAAAUUUUGUAAUAAAUAAACAAGAUGAAGUCUGAAACUCUGUAACUGGGCACACCGCCUCCGUAGGUGCCACUGUUAGCCUUAAAGCGUGCACACUGAACUCUGAGCAUUCCCAAAGUAGGUGAAAGGGGGAAAAGUAUACAGUAGCGUGUGUGGUAAAAGAACAGAGCCAGAACAUAGCGAGGCAAAAUAGCACCAGCCCAAAAUAUGGAAGAAGCCAGGCUUCUGGAGAACAGAUAGGAAGUGUUUUUUCCCUAUAGAUGUAUCUCUAGGACACUAAUGACACUAGGCUUGGGGGAUUUGAAUCAAUCUCCCUUUGUGGGACAAUGGUUUUUGGUAUCUUCUGUAACAAGCUACAAAAGAACUUCCCUGAUACCAUGGUCAUGCAGCUUGAUUUUUGAGGAGAGAAAUUAAGAUGCAGAAGUAUUCUCAUUUACCUGUAUUUUACCUGUAACAUAAAAAGGUGAAAGUCCCAAAUACAUAAACUGCACUAUACACAUGUAUACCAGAUCAAAAACACAGAAGAUAGAACAUUAGGUAAAAUCACAUUGCCUUUAUUUGGCUAAAUGACAAAAGCCAAAAAAACUCUGAAUGGAUGAACAACUCUCAGACAGAAAAAUGAAAGACUGAAUGACCCCAACGAGGAAAUCUUCCUUGUGGACUCACACCGUUGACGGGGAGAACAUUCAUGACAAGGCCAGUAGUUCUUUCCAAGACUUUUUUCUUUUCAGGUUCCUCAAUACAAAACAGCCCCCAACUAAUCUAGUCUCUGUGUUCAGUGCCUCCCAAAGAAGGGUGAGAAAGCCCACUUCACACCUGAUGGACACAACCUGAGUCAUCCUCAUGUUAAACUUGGUACACUGUUUUUGACCUCAAUCCGAGUACUGACAUAAAACUUUGGCAGUCAGAAAAUCUUUCUUAUUUUUAAGAAAUUAACAUUUAAUACUAUAAUCCCAAGAACACGUUCUACUUAUUUAUUUGGAAAAAUAUAAGCUAGGGACCACUCUUUAUCUUAUGGCAGUCUAUUCAAUGAGAGAAAACAAGAACAAUCCUUGUUAUGAUUUUGAAAAAUAUAACCUUUAAAAAUACUUAUAUUGGUAAGCUUAAAAAAAAUACCAUUAGUUAAAAACAUUGUUAAAGAAGCUUUUUUUUCCUACUUGUAUUGGCUCAACUUCGGGUGAGAUUGUAUGCUGACAGAAAAUCUAGAAGCUAUGGCUUUUAGGGAAUUAAA
Molecule: messenger RNA, 2460 nt
Organism: Carlito syrichta (Philippine tarsier)
Lineage: Eukaryota; Metazoa; Chordata; Mammalia; Primates; Tarsiidae
Gene: SLC51A
Product: solute carrier family 51 alpha subunit
Exons: 9
Coding region: 18-1040 (340 amino acids)
Biological process (GO): bile acid and bile salt transport
Cellular component (GO): plasma membrane; endoplasmic reticulum membrane
Molecular function (GO): transporter activity
Source: RefSeq, a predicted model, not a curated record